CGGGGGGCGGCGGCGGGCGGGGAAGAGGGCCGCGGGAGCCCCCUCCGGCGGGGCACGUCCGCGUCCAGUGGUACCCCGAGGGCGUCAAGCAGCACGUCAAGGAGACCAAGCUGAAACUUGAAGAUCGGUCAGUGGUGCCUCGUGACGUGGUCAGGCAUAUGGGCUCGCGAGACAGUCAAUGUGGCACUGUUAUUGAUGUGAACAUAGAAUGUGCAGUAAAACUGGUGGGGACCAACUGUAUCCUUUAUCCUGUUAACAGCAAAGAUCUUCAGAAUAUCUGGCCAUUCAUGUAUGGUGACUGCAUAGCCUAUGACUGGUGGCUAGGAAAAGUGUACGACCUAAAAAAUCAAAUCAUUCUGAAGCUCUCCAAUGGUGCCAGGUGUUCCAUGACCACAGAGGAUGCAGCAAAACUCUAUGAUGUCUGCCCACAUGUCAGUGACUCAGGUCUCUUCUUUGAUGACUCAUAUGGCUUUUAUCCUGGGCAAGUUCUCAUUGGGCCUUCAAAAGUCUUCUCGAAUGUGCAGUGGCUUUCAGGCGUGAAGCCUGUUCUCAGCACAAAGAGCAAGUUCAGAGUGGUAGUAGAAGAGGUACAGGUGGUAGAACUGAAAGUUACUUGGAUCACUAAAAGCUUCUGUCCUGGAGGUACAGAUAGCAUAAGUCCACCACCAUCUUUAAUAACCCAGGAGAAUUUAUCUCGUGUAAAGCGUCUGGGGUGCUUUGAUCAUGCUGAGAGGCAACUUGGAGAAAGGUGUCUUUAUGUAUUUCCUAAGAAAGUGGAGCCUGCAAGAAUUACAUGUGAGUGCCCAGAAAAAAACUGUGUUCUGGGAGAAGGAACUAUUGGCAAGAAGGUGGCCUGUCCUUGUUUCGUAUCCAACAUAAAGCCUGAGAAGGGAGAAGAAGAAGAGCUGUUUAUCGGCAACUAUUUUGACUGGGUAAGGAGAUUGUUGAAGAAGCAGAUAGUAAAGAUCAUGUCAUGUUCCACGGAAUCUCAGAGUAUACCUAACCUACCUGAAGGAGACUCAGCAGCAGCAGGUGACCAACAAGCUGAAGACCUUAAAGCCAACUCAAAAGAUGAACUAGAGAUUUCCGCCAGUGAUGCUGCAAGUUUACAGGAGGUAAAGGAAGAGCACCUUAAUGAAAUGGAAAAAGGGGUGUCUUGUGAAGCAACUGGGCUGCCAUUGCACCCACCUUUUAUACUGAAAAGGGAUGAUGGCGUCUUGGACUACAAACUGCAGUCGGCAGAACAAGAUGCGGAUGACGAAGCAGCGGAUGACACUGAUGACACCAGUUCUGUAACAUCAUCUGCCAGCUCCACAGCCUCUUCUCAAAGUGGCAGUGGCACAGGGCGCAAAAAGAGUAUCCCACUGUCUAUCAAAAAUCUUAAGAGGAAACAUAAGAAAAAGAAAACCAAGGUUAGCCGGGUGUUUAAAUCAGGAGACAGAGUUGCUGUAGAAGUGGUGACCACAAUGACAUCAGCUGACGUAAUGUGGCAGGAUGGCACAGUGGAAAAAAACAUUCGCUCCAAUGAGCUGUUUCCUGUCCAUCACUUGGACAACAAUGAGUUUUGCCCUGGCGAUUUUGUGGUAGAUAAAAGAGCCCAGUGUUCUCAGGAUCCUGGUAUGUAUGGAGUUGUACAGUCAGGUGACCACAUUGGUCGUACCUGUGUGGUGAAAUGGUUUAAGCUGAAGCCCAGUGGAGAUGAUGUUGAGCUUGUUGGAGAGGAGGAUGAUGUGAGUGUGUAUGAUAUUGCCGAUCACCCAGAUUUCCGCUUCCGCACUACUGAUUUUGUAAUCCGCAUUGGCAAUGCUGAGGAUGGUACUUCAGUUGGUGAGAAUGAGCCCUCUGUGGGACAGGUGGCUCGUGUGGAUUUCAGCAGCAAAGUAGAGGUUGUGUGGGCUGAUAACUCCAGGACAAUUGUUUUGCCGCAGCACUUGUACAACAUAGAAUCUGAGAUAGAUGAAGAGACAGACCUUGAUUCCAUUGAUGGCAGCACUAGUGGUGCUUCCUCAGAUGAAUGGGAGGAUGAGAGUGAUAGCUGGGAGACAGACAAUGGCCUCAUGGAAGAUGACCAUGCAAAGACUGAGGACGUAGAGCCUGUGGAACCCCUUGUGGAAGAGGUAAAAAAGGUGGAAGAACAGGUACAAGGGGCUGUUGCAAUGGCAGUGGCUGAUCUAACAACGGAUAAGUCCAGCAAGGAAGGUACCCCAAAGGGCUUCCGAGAGUUGAAGGAGGCCAUCAAGAUUUUGGAGAGCCUGAAGAAUAUGACAGUGGAACAACUGCUGACAGGAUACCCCACUUCUCCAACAGUCGAACCAGAAAAGCCCACCCGGGAAAAGAAGUUCCUGGAUGAUAUCAAAAAGCUUCAGGAAAAUCUAAAGAAGACUCUGGACAAUGUAGCUAUUGUGGAAGAAGAAAAGAUGGAGGCCAUGGCAGAGGCAGAGAAAAAGGAGGAAAGAGAAGCACAGACACAGACCCCUGUGUCGUCGGAAUGGCCCAGUGAGACACCAGUGCUUUGUCAACAGAGUGGAGGCAAGCCUGGAGUUACAUUCACCAGUGCCAAGGGGGAGGUUUUCUCUGUGCUGGAAUUUGCCCCAGAUAGCCAUGCCUUUAAGAAAAUGGAAUUCCAACCUCCUGAAGCUAAGAAAUUUUUCAGCACAGUGAGGAAAGAAAUGGCACUUUUAGCAACCUCAUUGCCAGAUGGCAUCAUGGUCAAAACCUUUGAGGACAGAAUGGACCUCUUUUCAGCACUUGUCAAAGGACCCACACGCACGCCGUAUGAAGAUGGUCUCUUCUUAUUUGACAUCCAGCUGCCCAAUAUAUACCCAGCUGUCCCCCCACUCUUUCGUUACCUUUCCCAGUGCAGUGGGCGCUUGAACCCCAACUUGUAUGACAAUGGAAAGGUCUGUGUAAGUCUUCUGGGGACAUGGAUAGGCAAGGGCACAGAGAGGUGGACCAGUAAAUCCAGCCUUCUCCAGGUGCUCAUCUCAAUCCAAGGACUUAUCCUUGUCAACGAACCUUAUUACAAUGAGGCUGGUUUCGACAGUGACCGGGGCUUGCAAGAGGGGUAUGAGAACAGCCGAUGCUACAAUGAAAUGGCUUUGAUCCGAGUGGUGCAGUCAAUGAUGCAGCUGUUACGCAAGCCAGUAGAAGUCUUUGAGCAGGAGAUCUUUGAGCAUUUCUGCUGCAAUGGCUGGCGCUUGGUCCACCGUAUUGAGUCCUGGGUGGAAACAAAUGAGCUGGUGGAAAGGAGUCAUGAUCACACCGUCCUAGGAGAAUCUUCCUUUGUACCUCCAGCAUCUGGCAUUCUGGCUGAGAGCCCUGUAGAAAGUAUGGGGCCAUUGGGAGAGCAAGAGUUAGGAGCUGCCGCAGCAGCAGCCACUAGUCAGUUCUCUGAUGGCAAGGAGGAACUGGAAGACUCUGGGUGUGGAAUGUCAACACUGGCGGCCAGUGAUGUACAUCAGUAUUCAGACUUUGAGAGCCUGGGCCAAGCCAGAGCAGCGCACUUCACCAGAGACCUAAUGGAUGAGGGUAAAGCUAUUCAAGACUCUGCCACUCAGCCUAGUGUGAAACCAAAGAAAAGGAGAAAGAGCUAUAGGAGCUUUCUACCUGAGAGGAGUGGCUACCCUGACAUUGGGUUUCCCCUCUUCCCCUUGUCCAAGGGGUUCAUUAAGAGCAUCCGUGGUGUCUUGCAGCAGUACCGGGCUGCCUUAAUAGAGGCCAACAUCCCAGAGUGGACAGAAGACAAGUAAAACAUCAGGUUAGGGACAGACAGACGCACAGAAAAGAAGGGGAAGCAGGGAGGAUGGAGCUAGCAAACAUUGUUAACAAUAAAUAGACUGACUCACUGCACCCAUUCCUCCUUGGCCUGGUUUGUUAUAGAGAAAGCAGAAGCUCCCAUAAGUCAUUUUUAGGCUGGCACUCCCCAUCACCCCCAUUCCAGAUGCCCAGGAUGAUUGAGCAACAAUGUAGAAACCCACCCGACAACCCACCCAGAUGUACAUCUUGUUCCCCUUUUGAACAUGAGGGUUCAAAGUGGUAGGACGUGUAGCUUUUCCAUUUGGAGCUCAUAGCUGGAAGUGGAUCAUCUCAAGUACUGUAUGAAGUGACUCCCUCUUUCCUAUUCAAUCCUCUUGGAUGCUGUGGAUGAUGGUGAUUGCAGUGAUGAUGGGGAAUGCUGGAAGAUCUCAAGCUUAUAUCAAGCGAGGAAGACACAAUGUUGUACUUUUUCUCUGCCUUCUGACCUGACUUCACAAGCCUGUUAGUAAGCAAUGAAUAGCCCACAUUUCAGCUCUUUGUUUUUUUGGUGGGGGUGGUGGUUGGCAUGCCACAUCUAUGUGAGCUCAGGGGAUAAAUUUUCCAGAAACCCUCAGUUUAGUGUAGCUUGCACUUACCAGAACCACAAAGAGAAGGAUAUGAUAUUUGUGUUUUUUUGGUGGUCAAAUCCUUCAAUAGGCAGAAAGUAGUGAGUAAGGUGCACUAGAUGUGGUCAGCACUCAGAAUCUUCUCUUUGGCUUGUGAAGAUCACCUGUCAUCUGUCUUGAGUAUACAGUUUAUUCUGAAGAGCGUAUCUCUUUCCACUUUGCCUUGACGGGGAAUAGUGCAUAUAGCAUUGCUCACUACUCUCCUGAACACAUGAACACUCUGCUACCAACUCAACUGUCUACACCAGGGUACCUCAGGAAGACACACAAAAUAAUUGCAUGAUGCAACUCAAGGUGUUCUUUUUUCUUUUUCUUUACAAUUUCAGCUUUCACUAGUGUGCUCACAAAGUGGCAGCUCUGUCUGGCUGUCUCUCUGCAGACUUGUAUGAACUUUACAGCAGCAAGCCUACACUUUGGUAGUCAGUGAGCCUCUCUAACACCACAUCCUUCAGUCAGUCAGUUACAGCCUUUAUUGUGAGCCACAUGUACUUUCCCAUCUCUUGCUCCUUGACUGUGUAACUUCCCCCAGCUGGUUGUAUGUGACAUGGCAGAGGGCCCGGCUAUGUUCUUCAGAUGAGUCAAAGCUGGCGGUGUGUUCAGUUCUUGUAUCCUGAACAGAAGCACCAUCUGCUCUUCAUCCACUAUCCCCCACCCUUCCAUCUUUGCAUGACAUCACAGUUAGCUACCCUGGUACUCUCCCAUUCUCUGACAAUGACCUAGUAGCCCUCUGACAUCCUUCUAAUAGAACUGUCUAGUAGGAGAAGUGGAGGAUGAAGACAUGAGUCUUGUGUUUACUUGGAUAUUAGUUAGCAAGUUUGUCUUAGUAGUGCGGGUGAUGACUAGUAUUAGUUAUCUAGUUGGGAAGUUACGGUAUGCAAGCUGUUGUGGCCAAGCCAAUCAUGAAUCAGAACAGAGGCCAGACUAAGUUUGAUUUUUAAAAAGUGGCAGAAGAAUCAGGUUGAUAGUCAUCCUAUGAGAGAAGGGGCAAGAAAGGAAUUUGGCAGGAGGACUCUGUGGCCUCCAUUCCCAGACAACACCAUUUAUUGUGUUAAAGGGCAGACAGCCAGGAGAGCUGAGUCUUAGCCCCUGGGUAUCCCUGCAUUCCUCAUGGAGAUGAGACCAUGGAUUCUUAUCCCACCCAGAGGGAGGAACCAAUCAGCCUCAUAUUACAUAAUACUAACACAUUAAAAAAAAACAACAACCAAGCUUUCCCAAACCACCAGUCACAUAGCCACCCAUCUAGUGAUGACUACCUAGUGCUAUUAACAGGAAGGAGCAGAACUAUAGGAGGAUCAUGCUUUCUCAAGUGCAACUUGAGAGCUUUGUCUGACUUCCUGGAAGGGUGUAUCAUGUCAUGGGAAGAUCUUGCUUUCUCCUUGCCCUCUUAGGGACCUACCUUUUGCAUCAAUCAAGCACUGUCCCUAUAUCUUUGCUGUCAGCCACUACCAGAGGUAUGCACAGAAGUUUACAUUUUUCCUUGAUAAGCUUUUGGAUAAUGUGAAGCUCUAGUUAUGCAGUUGCUGGUGAGCACACUGCAACUAUGUAACUUUUUUGGUGUAUGUAUGUAAUAAAGAGUGAAGAGAAUUUAAAAAAAAAAUGCUUAAACACACACCGAAAAGCCAAAGCAUGAGGCAUAUUGUUAGUCUUGAGAUGGGCUACAUGAUUGUGAUGUAUAAAUUAAAAUCUCUAUUGUUAAGUGCUGGGGUGGGAUGGGGAAAGAAAUUAUUACAAAAAUAAAUUUCUAGCCUUGAUUCUGUACAGUAUUUAAAUCUGAUGGAGCUGUCAUACUGGAGCAAUGCUUAGAGGUGUGUUACUUUUGCAGCUGUGAAUGCUUGGUUGCUUACAAUAUAUGUAUAAAAGUACUGUGUGAUUCAUCUUUUUUUACUUGCAAAUUUUGUUUGCCUAAUUAAGAUGUAGUAAUAAAGGAGAGAAAGUGGCUUGCCAUUAUGUUUUGCUGCUGUCAAUAGA
This is a messenger RNA of Sceloporus undulatus (fence lizard), 6389 nucleotides long. RefSeq names its product ubiquitin conjugating enzyme E2 O (gene UBE2O). NCBI's taxonomy places the organism in Eukaryota, Metazoa, Chordata, Lepidosauria, Squamata, Phrynosomatidae. The transcript is spliced from 20 exons. The record is from RefSeq and is a predicted model, not a curated record. Bases 159 to 3749 code for a protein of 1196 amino acids.